AUGGCUCACCACCUGCACCUCCGCAACUCAAGUCAUGUCGCCAGCUUUGAUACCAAGCACCCCAGAGCCUUGCACAAUUUUCCCGAUACAAUCUUCUCCCCUAUGUGGAAUCGAUACCUGACAGAUAUGCCCUACGAACCACCGAAUCUAUCAUCUAAGACCUUGUAUUCCAGGUUGAGCUUGGCAUGGAAGCGGUGGGCAUACUCCCUCUUCUCCGAGACGCAAAGUGCAGAGCUCGAAUAUGAACGAGUAGCCAAACAUGGUAAGGAGGGCUCGGGCGUCAUUUGGGGUCCGUGGCCUGCAAAACUGGGCGAUGAUGUAGUAGGAAGGAGUAGUAGGAAGGAGUGCGGUUGA
Molecule: messenger RNA, 354 nt
Organism: Letharia columbiana
Lineage: Eukaryota; Fungi; Ascomycota; Lecanoromycetes; Lecanorales; Parmeliaceae
Exons: 1
Coding region: 1-354 (117 amino acids)
Source: RefSeq, a predicted model, not a curated record